CUCCAAACCGCUACGCCGUUCUACGCGAUAUCUUCAAUAAUCAUUAUCAGCCACAACGCCGGAAUGCGGAAACAGGAGAAGCGUUAUACGAUCUUCCUGUUCUUCGUCAAGACUUAUCAAUGUCCUUGUUGGCUCGAUUAGCAGAGCUGUUUGCAGUAAAGGCUAAAACCAAUGCCAUGAACCACCUAUGCGCCAACAUUCCUGUUUUUCUCAAGCGUUUAUGGGUCGCAUAUCUGAGUCAUCUGCGCCAUGAACAUAACCUUACCUUUCGAAUCAGCAUCUCUAACAUGGCAAAAGAAAUCUGUAAUUUGAUCACAACGCACAGAACUCAUUUGACUCAGCGUUUAAUUGAACGAAUUCCAGCAGCAAUCUUUACUGAGGUGCUUCAAUAUUUCAACCAACACACUGCACGAUUCGAACAAGCAUAUGCCGGCGUGAAUAUCGCACGCAUAGUACAGCGACCGUCCAUAUCUGGCCCUGCAAUGCUAGUGAAUUCGCUAUCCUUUUAUAUCUGGCUGUCACUUGAAGCCCAGCCUUUCCAAUUCUGUCCCAAGUGGACUCCACUACCACUUGCCAGUCACCGCAUUAGAUUCAUGCCGGUCGACCUUGAAACUAUGUAUUACAUCGUACGCGAAGUGGACGAGCGAGAUCCUGCACAAGUGCCGGAUAAUAUUGUGAGACCAAAUAACGUUCCUGGUCGUGGACGUUGCUUGUCAUAUCGUGUUUUCAGACAGCAAGAUCCUGAGCUGCUUGAAGGCUUCUGGGAGUCGCUAUUUAAUAUCGGUCACAUAGAGCCGCGACGUUGCCGAUACGCAGUCGAAGGUCAAGGUGUUGUGCCCCCAGAAGACCGCGAGCUCAAACUCUUCAAUAACACAUUCGAAACGGAUGGUGUCGCCAUUGUGUUCCAUUUUCGCAGGCCUGUGACAACGCGGCGUGGAGGUUGGUAGUACCCUCAUAGCAUGCAAUAUUAAAAGUAUGUAUUUGGUCAUGACGAGAUCUCAUAAAUCUAUUGUUAGAGUAUAUGCCUUCUAGCUCCAAACAAGUUAAACGCUUUCCUCGUGAAAUUGACGUCACACAGUGGAGAAGAGGAAUGUAUCAUCUUUCCAAAGAGCCAGAUGGUCUUGAUGCAGAGCGGCUUCAUAAUUUUCGAACAGUGUUCAUAGACCCAGGUAUAUAUCUAAUCAUUCUCAAAAUAUGUAACGUUAUCUAAGUAGAUAUUUUGUAUAUUACUUUAGGCAUCCGGUCUCUGGUCACUGCUGUAGACACUCUUGA
This is a messenger RNA of Zychaea mexicana, 1272 nucleotides long. RefSeq lists its product as uncharacterized. The transcript is spliced from 7 exons. Lineage: Eukaryota; Fungi; Mucoromycota; Mucoromycetes; Mucorales; Lichtheimiaceae. The record is from RefSeq and is a predicted model, not a curated record. Bases 120 to 947 code for a protein of 275 amino acids.